Drosophila albomicans is the source of this 1411-nucleotide messenger RNA. RefSeq names its product protein-L-histidine N-pros-methyltransferase. Lineage: Eukaryota; Metazoa; Arthropoda; Insecta; Diptera; Drosophilidae. Bases 301 to 1227 code for a protein of 308 amino acids. The record is from RefSeq and is a predicted model, not a curated record. Gene Ontology annotation, molecular function: protein-L-histidine N-pros-methyltransferase activity. The transcript is spliced from 3 exons.
ACAGAUUUAAUAAAGCUCUUCUUUUAAGAAACAAACAAAAGUCGGAAUCCCUAUACAUUUUGUUUACAGUAAAAUUUUUCUAAAUUAAAUAUUGUAUUAUUAUUUGGUUGCAUAAAACAUUCAUGUUGUCAAAAACAUCUUUCUCCACACUCGUUUAUGUGUGUAUGUGCACGUUUUGUUUACGAUAACAAAUUUUAGGCAUUUACAGGUUUUUUUUUAUUGGAGAAUUGCAAAUCUCAUGUAGUUUAUAUGCUUGUAUGCAAUGCAAAUGUAGUUUGACAACAGCAUUGAUAACUUACGAUGGAAGCUUACCGACCCCGCGGCACUUUGGCACGUGUUAUACACGCUAAAUUCCAUAAUGAUAAUUUUCUGGAGAAUAUAGACACCCAACAGUGGUAUACAUUAAAUGGCGACUUACCUCAAAGGUUCCAAUCCAAGUUUCUGGCGCUCAACCGACCGGAUCCAACCACAUUAAGAUGGCUGGAGCGUGCAAAAAUGCUAUCUUCCAACAUAUGGAUCCAUCUUUGGCACGCGUUGGCCCGAUCAGUCUUGCAGUUUUUUAUGACGCAAACAGAUAUUAAUGGCCUGUUAAAAAGAGGUUCCAUGUUCAUAUUGUCAGAGGAACAAUUCUACAAGCUGCUGGAGGCUGGAGGCUUUCGCACAAGAUCCUCUACAGAAUCGAUUACUUUGCUUGACAUUGGCGCCGGUGACGGUGAAGUUUCCUUACGUGUCGCAAGCAGCGUUUCCGAAUUAAGUGGCAACGCCGUGCUGCAAGUAUUCGCAACCGAGGCGAGCUGGACAAUGCGAGAACGCCUGAAGAAGCUCAAUUUCAAUGUAGUUGAUGAGAUUCGGCAACUUCGUAACCUGGAGUUAAUCCUAUGUCUCAAUGUACUUGAUCGUUGCUAUGACCCAUUCAUGCUCCUGGAAGACAUACAUGCAGCUUUAGCACCCGAUGGACGAGCUGUCGUUGCCUUGGUGCUGCCCUACAUGCACUAUGUGGAGACAAACACAUCGCACUUGCCUUUGCGGCCUCUCUUAGAUAAUUCCCACCUGGAUCAUGAGCCAACCUUCGAGGAGGAAGCAACACAAUUCUUGAUGUUGCUGGAGAACUGUGGUUUUCGCGUCGAAUCCUGGACAAAAGCACCGUAUUUAUGCGAAGGAGAUCUUCGGCAAUCAUUCUAUUGGUUAAUUGAUAUAAUUGUCGUACUUUCAAAGAAAACAAUUUAAGUUUUCUUUUUGUUUAUUUAUAGAAUGUAUAUUUGUAUAAUUUGUAAUUCCUGCAGCUAGGCUGAGCCAAUAUCGUAUAUUUGUCAGUUUUCUAUAUAAUCUGAAUGCCUGAUUGAAAAUCAUUUAAUUUGUUAUCUAUUAUUAUCGAAAAUUUGAUCAAAAUUAUAACAUUGCGCUCACUUAA